AACAAACAAUGCACUUCAUUCAAGAUCUUGUUGGCAAAUUGUAAAUCCUGAUUCGUAUUAACGUCGAAAAGCUACUGAUAAUAAUACAAAAAGAUGGCAAUAUUUUCAGAUCUGGUCAUAUUUUGUACCCUUAUGGUCAAUGCCUGUGCAGUUCUUAAUUUCAAAUUAAAGAAAAAGCAAACUGAUGAUUCAUUUGUUAAUGAAGAGCCCAAUGCAGGUGACAAAGUCAGAGAGUUUUUGCUAAACCUCAGACAUUUGAGAAUAUUUAUUGGAAUAUGGAACAUUGUGGUCAUUAUAUUCAUGUUUAUACUGUUUGGUUCAUGAUAAACAGAGAAGAAAAAAAGUUUGCCAGAAUAUAAAAAUAUCAGUGUCUUUCACUCCAGAAAACCAGAUGCCAAGUAUUUAAGCUCAGAGGUAUGGAACUAGAGAAACUUGAAUCACCAAUGUACCUUACAUAUGUUAAUAUUAAUAGUUUUGUAAUGAAAUGGCUUUGUUCUUUUUG
Messenger RNA from Rhopilema esculentum, 502 nucleotides. Its product is annotated as protein SMIM7 homolog. Lineage: Eukaryota; Metazoa; Cnidaria; Scyphozoa; Rhizostomeae; Rhizostomatidae. The record is from RefSeq and is a predicted model, not a curated record.